This is a messenger RNA of Folsomia candida, 1374 nucleotides long. RefSeq names its product 2,4-dienoyl-CoA reductase, mitochondrial. Gene Ontology annotation, biological process: fatty acid beta-oxidation. Gene Ontology annotation, cellular component: mitochondrion. The transcript is spliced from 6 exons. The record is from RefSeq and is a predicted model, not a curated record. Gene Ontology annotation, molecular function: 2,4-dienoyl-CoA reductase (NADPH) activity. Bases 294 to 1220 code for a protein of 308 amino acids. NCBI's taxonomy places the organism in Eukaryota, Metazoa, Arthropoda, Collembola, Entomobryomorpha, Isotomidae.
AACAUUUUCUGCUUCUCUCUAAUGUUAUUAUGCACAUAUGUGUAUGUACAUAACCGAGCUAUCCUGCUAUGGCAUUCUGCGUUAUGGUAUAAUACUGUAAUGUGUUUAUGUAUGUACAUCAAGAAAGAUUGAGUAAUAGUAAUAUUUGGUAAAUUGUACCGGUUUUACAUAAAUAUAGUUGAAGUCUUGAAGUCUAAUUUAUUUUGAGUGUUACAAUAAUUCAAAGUUGUCCAACAAUUGAAUGCUUAAAAUACAAACUUCUUGUUUAUUGAGUACUAAUAAACUAUCCAAAAAUGUCAUCCAUUCCUAGCAAACCACAAUCUAAAUUCUUCCCAGCCAUGAAAACACCUAUGCUACCGAAGGGGACUUUCAAAGGGAAAGUGGCUUUGGUAACUGGAGGUGGAACUGGUCUUGGGAAGGGAAUGGCGUUAAUGUUAUCUUCACUGGGCGCUUCAGUAGCAAUUUUGGGAAGACGUGCUAAUGUUCUCGAGAAAACUGCCUCCGAGCUUUCGUCAUCCACUGGUAACCGCGUCCUUGCUUUGAGUUGCGAUGUAAGGGACUCGGAUGCGGUCAAGACUACAAUCGACAAAAUCGAGUCCGAUAUUGGUCUUCCAACCGUAGUAAUUAACAACGCGGCUGGAAACUUUGUCUCUCCUGCAGAACGCCUGUCUCCAAAUGCAUGGAAAACCAUUGUCGAUAUCGUUUUAAAUGGUUCAGCAAAUAUUACCCUGGAUUUGGGGAAAAGACUAAUUAAGGCUGGACAAGGAGGAUCGUUCCUUGCAAUCACGACUACGUACACAUUCAGGGGCUCUGGAUUUGUGGCAUCCAGUGCCGCAGCUAAAUCUGGUGUGGAAAAUAUGAACAGGUCCUUAGCAAGUGAGUGGGGUCGAUACGGAAUCAGACUAAACUGCAUUGCACCAGGACCUAUCCAAACGGAGGGGGCUUUCAGUCGACUAGAUCCAACUGGAAGAUUUACAAAUAAUAUGCUUGAUAAACUGCCAAUCGGGCGACUUGGCGAAGUAGAAGAAAUUGCAAAUCUGGCGAGUUUUAUGCUGAGUGAUUACGCAUCGUGGAUGACAGGCGAGACCGUAGUACUUGAUGGAGGAGAGUUACCCUUUGCUGCUGGCGAAUUCAACCAGUUCAUUAAUACUACAAAUGAAGAGUGGGACUUUUUAGAAAAAACCAUUCGCGAAAGUAAUGCUAAACAGAAGAAAAAAUAAUGAUAGAAAUAACAUAACUAUUUCCAUAAUGCAUUGCAUUUGCAUACCGAUGUAUGCCGUAUGUAUGGGCGUAUUUAUAUUGUAUGUGAAUUUAAAAAUUACUUGAUUAAUGAGUAAUACAUAUAAAGAACCAGAGUCAAUUGAAUUGAAUAUA